Messenger RNA from Tribolium castaneum (red flour beetle), 1322 nucleotides. It is a transcript of the gene Ipp, whose product is annotated as Inositol polyphosphate 1-phosphatase. The transcript is spliced from 3 exons. Gene Ontology annotation, biological process: phosphatidylinositol phosphate biosynthetic process. The coding region runs from base 47 to 1072 and encodes 341 amino acids. NCBI's taxonomy places the organism in Eukaryota, Metazoa, Arthropoda, Insecta, Coleoptera, Tenebrionidae. The record is from RefSeq and is a predicted model, not a curated record. Gene Ontology annotation, molecular function: inositol-1,4-bisphosphate 1-phosphatase activity.
GACGCGAUUCGACGCAGAAAUCAAUACGCUUUUGUGAGGUUAAGUCAUGGAUUUGUUGCAGGAAUUGAUAAUAGUUUCGGAAAAAGCGGCAAAUAUUGCAAGGUUGUGCCGCCAAAACCAACAUUUGUUCACUCUUUUGAUUCAGAAAAAAAGCGAAAAGGAAGCAAAUUCCAGAUUUGUUGAAGAUUUCAAGACUUUGGCUGAUGUCCUCAUCCAGCAGUUGGUCCAACACGACAUUGGAGCCAAAUUUCCUGCCCUCAAAUCGUCAAUCUUCGGCGAGGAGACCAACACCUUCCGAAACAAACUCGGGGAUUCCAUCACCGUGGAAAUAAAAGACAAUCAACAAGCCACAGCCAACUUGCUCCGCAUUGUUUUAAACCAAGACAGCGAAGCUGCGGACUUGUUAUCCCACGAAGUGCAUAAAAAAAUUUCACUACCAACACAAACGAGGCAAAAUCCGAGCAUCGAAUUUACAUUGAGCGACGAAAUCGGCAUUUGGAUUGACCCAAUCGAUUCAACCGCUGAAUACAUCAACGGAAUUGAGGAAAUCACAAAUGGGGUUAGCACCAGUGGCUUGAAAUGUGUCACUGUUCUGAUUGGCGUUUUCGACAAGAGGGCGGGGCUUCCAGUGGUGGGGGUAAUAAACCAGCCAUUCGUCGAAAGUGCGUGUUUCUGGGGCCACGCCCUCGAAACCAACCUCCCCCCAGCCCCCGCCCCCACCAAGAGUGUGUGCGUCAGCAGUAGCGAAAACCGCGAGGUUUUAACCAAGCUAACCUCAAACGGUUAUAACCUAAUUGAGGCGUCAGGUGCCGGUUAUAAAAUUCUAACGGUUAUAACCGGCCAAGCUGAUGCUUACAUUUUAACAAAAGAUACGACGUUCAAGUGGGACACUUGUGGCCCCCAUGCCAUUUUGAGGGCCCAAGGGGGCGAUAUUGUGGUCUUUAGGGAUGCCCUAAAUGGGGUCAAAACCACGGUUACGUACACUGAGGAAAAGUUGUGUAAUUCUGGAGGGAUUAUUGCGUACAGGAGUGUGGAGGUUUUGAAUGAUUUGAUCAAAAUUUUAAGGUUAUAAUUUAUUUAACUGUAUUAUUGGGGCCAAACAAUUCGUUCGAUCCACGGUAUGUAAUACGAGACUCUCGUGUAAACCCCCGGACUGUUUGGGAUGCCACAGAUUUUUCCAAAGGACGUGAUCCCGACUAAGUACAGGACGUCGGUACGGAUUUGCAGGGGACCCCCGGAAUCACCCUAGGAAAUAAGAAAAUUGUACAACAUGCAAUAAUGAUAAUUAAAUGAUAAUAUAUAAUUAAAAAUAUGCGAGAGUA